AAUUUUAGUAACCGAGUCCAAGUGGCCACUUUCCAUACCUGAAACAACCGGUCUCCGGAACAACACUUGCCAAUAUGAUAGCUUACCUGGAGCACUUCGUGCAUGCAAACGACACUGAAUCCAGCCAAGACGACGACGUUUCAAGCCUGUCCAAGGCGCUUGACCUUCAAGCCACCACCGACGACUGCGGCCCCGCCGGAAUCGCCACCAAAGAUUUCGGCGGCAUGAAAUCCGUCAAACCCUUGGCCUUCAUAAGACCAGCCUCCGCCGCCGACGUCGCUCGAGUGGUGACAGCGGCGGCGAAGUUUCCGAAUCUGACGGUGGCGGCGCGAGGGAAUGGACACUCGAUAAACGGCCAGGCCAUGGCGGAGCAAGGAGUGGUCCUGGACAUGCGCGGCAUGGAGGAUUUUGAGGUUGUGUGGAUAGAUGGCUCGCCUUACGUGGACGUUUCGGGAGGGGCAUUAUGGGAAUACGUCCUUAAACGGUGCGUUCUGGAGUUCGGACUAGCCCCGAGAUCGUGGACGGAUUAUCUGGGUUUAACGGUGGGAGGAACCUUGUCCUACGCUGGCGUUAGCGGUCAAGCUUUCCGUUACGGUCCACAGACAUCGAACGUAACGGAAUUGGAAGUUGUAACUGGGAAAGGCGAAACGUUGUGUUGCUCACAAACCCAAAACUCUGAGCUUUUCUUUGGUGCGCUUGGUGGUUUAGGACAAUUCGGUAUUAUUACCAAAGCUAGAGUCGUUCUUCAACGACCUCCAGAUAUGGUGAGAUGGAUAAGGGUUGUUUACUCUGAAUUUGAGGACUUCGCUGGGGAUGCAGAGUGGCUAGUGGUUGAAGGGAAGUGCUCUGACUACGUUGAAGGCUUCGUUUUUGUGAACAAAGAUGAGCCCACCAAUGGAUGGCCCACUGUGCCAUUGGACCCGGAACAGGUGUUCGACCCGAUUCAUAUCCCUCCCGGUGCUGGCCCAGUCCUAUAUUGCUUGGAACUCGCUCUUCACUAUCGCAACCAGGAUCAUCCUUCUCACGUUGAUACGAAUGUGAGUGGAUUGCUUGGACGGCUACGAUUCAUUGAGGGUCUGAAGUUCCAGUUGGACGUGGGAUACAUGGAGUUCUUGCUACGUGUAAAGCGUGUGGAGGAACACGCAAAACGCAACGGCACCUGGGAUGCGCCUCAUCCUUGGCUGAACCUGUUCGUGCCACAGUCGAACAUGGUUGAUUUUGAUCGUGAGGUGUUCAAGAAGAUCCUCAAGAACGGGGUCGAUGGGCCCAUUUUAGUCUACCCCCUCUUGCGAAACAAGUGGGACAGUCGUCACUCGGUGGUGGUGCCGGACAGCGACAUCUUCUACAUAGUAGCAUUGCUCCGAUUUACUCCACCACCCCCAAAGGGACCACCCACUGAAUUCUUGGUGGAGCAAAACCAUGAGAUUAUUCGGUUUUGCUCAAGCAGAGGCUUUGAUUUCAAGCUAUACUUUCCUCACUAUCAGUCACGAGAGGAAUGGAUGAAACACUUUGGGAAUCAAUGGACCAGAUUUCUGGAGAGAAAAGUCAAUUUUGACCCUAUGGCUAUCCUUGCGCCAGGACAGAAAAUCUUCUCCAGAAUCUCUCAACCUUGCUCAAUCACAUAA
Messenger RNA from Abrus precatorius (Indian licorice), 1625 nucleotides. Its product is annotated as cytokinin dehydrogenase 7. The transcript is spliced from 4 exons. The coding region runs from base 75 to 1625 and encodes 516 amino acids. NCBI's taxonomy places the organism in Eukaryota, Viridiplantae, Streptophyta, Magnoliopsida, Fabales, Fabaceae. Gene Ontology annotation, molecular function: cytokinin dehydrogenase activity; FAD binding. Gene Ontology annotation, biological process: cytokinin metabolic process. The record is from RefSeq and is a predicted model, not a curated record.